Messenger RNA from Fusarium keratoplasticum, 1002 nucleotides. Its product is annotated as Lipase. Gene Ontology annotation, biological process: lipid metabolic process. The transcript is spliced from 3 exons. NCBI's taxonomy places the organism in Eukaryota, Fungi, Ascomycota, Sordariomycetes, Hypocreales, Nectriaceae. The record is from RefSeq and is a predicted model, not a curated record. The coding region runs from base 1 to 1002 and encodes 333 amino acids.
AUGAUGCUUGUCCUAUCUCUUCUUUCCAUAAUUGCCUUUACGGCAGCUGGCCCAGUGCCCUCUGUUGAUGAGAAUACUCAGGUACUUGAGCAUCGAGCUGUGACAGUCACGACGCAGGAUCUGUCAAACUUCAGGUUCUAUCUCCAGCAUGCUGAUGCUGCGUAUUGCAAUUUCAAUACAGCAGUUGGCAAACCAGUCCACUGCGGUGCUGGGAAUUGCCCUGAUAUUGAAAAGGACGCUGCUAUCGUUGUCAGUUCGGUAAUUGGUACGAAGACGGGCAUCGGUGCCUAUGUGGCAACUGACAACGCUCGUAAGGAGAUAGUUGUCUCUGUACGUGGCAGCAUCAACGUGCGAAACUGGAUCACAAACUUCAAUUUUGGUCAAAAGACCUGCGACCUUGUUGCUGGCUGUGGCGUUCACACCGGCUUCUUGGAUGCUUGGGAGGAGGUUGCAGCCAAUAUCAAAGCUGCUGUCUCCGCAGCGAAGACUGCAAACCCGACUUUCAAGUUCGUCGCUACCGGACACUCCCUCGGUGGUGCCGUCGCUACUGUUGCGGCUGCGUACCUGCGCAAAGACGGCUUUCCUUUUGACCUCUACACCUAUGGCUCUCCAAGAGUAGGCAACGACUUCUUCGCCAACUUCGUCACUCAACAGACGGGCGCUGAAUAUCGCGUCACACAUGGUGAUGACCCCGUCCCACGUCUUCCUCCUAUCGUCUUUGGAUACCGUCACACUAGCCCAGAAUAUUGGCUUGACGGUGGCCCACUUGAUAAGGACUACACCGUGACCGAGAUCAAGGUUUGUGAGGGCAUGGCGAACGUUAUGUGCAAUGGUGGCACGAUAGGUCUGGACAUUCUUGCGCACAUCACCUAUUUCCAGAGCAUGGCCACUUGUGCACCAAUCACGAUCCCAUGGAAGAGGGACAUAUCAGAUGAGGAGUUGGAAAAGAAGUUGACUCAGUAUAGCGAGAUGGAUCAGGAAUUUGUUGAGCAGAUGAUUUAG